AUGGACAAUCUAGAUAACUAAAUUGUGAAUAUCUUCAAAAAUGAAAUCUAAAUAAAAAGAAUUCGGAAGGGUAUUACAUAAUUAUAUGUCUAGAAUUAAAAUAAUUAGAGAUUCUAGAUAUAAAUGAAUUCACAAUUACUCUGAAACAAUUAUCUAAUAAUUUACAAAUAAUUGUACUCAUUAAUUAACAAUUUAGGUUGAAAUGCGACCAGUUGUAUAAUUAAAUUAAGGCAAACCUAUUAAAUUUUGCUUAUAUCUUGAUAAUAAAUUCCCUUUUGUAUUUCCAAAAGUUCAUAUACUUAGUCAUGUACAAAUUAAAAUAUCUAAAUUAGUUAACUAAACCAACUUUAGCUGAUGGAAGAGAUUAUAUUGAAGAUGUAAUACACCAAUAAUGGAGCCCAUCUAUUUUAUUAAAUGAAAUUAUUCAAAAGUUUCCUAAAUUUCUCGUAAAUAUAUAAAUCUUCUAUAAUUAGGAUUAAGUUAGACUUUAGAAAGAUAAUAGAGACUAUUUAUUAUCUUUAGGCAAAUAUAAUCAAGAUUAGGAAUACGAAGGAUAAUUAGGUUUGGAGGAUGUUGAAUUCUUUUAAUGCAAAGAAAUAAUUAAUGGAAGAUCUUAUUAAAAAAUAAUAUAAUUAAGCAAUAGUCAUAUUUUGAUGUUGGAAUCUAAAAAUAAAAUGUUAUUUCUAUAAAGCUAUUAACCUACAAAAGAUUUAGUUAAAGUUGAUAAAGUAGACAAUAGUGCCUAAUUAACAUGGAAAUCAGAUGACAAUUUUAGACCAUAAACAUUAAUCCUUUCAAAUAUAGAUCAAUUUAUGGAUUCUAUUCUUCUCUAUAAAACAGGUUCAUCGGGAAAAAAAAUUUUAGAAGAAGAGGUAACAUUAUAAAAAUUUGAAAAUUUUGAAAUUUAAAAACUUCUUGAUAAAGUCAUUAAUUAUGAGAAAUAGCUUGAAUAAGAAUUAACCACAUAGAAUUUGAACUCUCUUAUGAACUCUUAUUAAUAAGUAAUCAUUAUUUAAAUUAGGCUAUUGAAUAUUUUUCUGCUGUUUCUGAUGAAGAUUUUAAGGAAUAUGUUAUGCGUCUCUAAAAUUUAAUAGGAAGAGAAGAUGUCUAAAAAUUACUUUCCAAUAAAUUGUGAUC
Molecule: messenger RNA, 1137 nt
Organism: Paramecium pentaurelia
Lineage: Eukaryota; Ciliophora; Oligohymenophorea; Peniculida; Parameciidae
Source: the annotation of a GenBank genome assembly